Molecule: messenger RNA, 5115 nt
Organism: Varroa destructor (honeybee mite)
Lineage: Eukaryota; Metazoa; Arthropoda; Arachnida; Mesostigmata; Varroidae
Molecular function (GO): zinc ion binding
Source: RefSeq, a predicted model, not a curated record
GUUUUCUCCGCGGACGUGGAUCCUCUCGAAAGAUGUAGUCAAACUGACCGACGUCAUCCGGUUUACUUUUUCGAAGCACUAGGUGUGGAGUAAUGGAUUCUACAGACUUGAUCUAGUGGCAAAACCAUUCACUACAGUUAAAUUGACUACUUACUUUGACAAAACAGUCGAUGCUUAAUCAUGUAAGUGGGUGGAUCCCCUAUCAAAGAGCCAAGGCGGAGCCACAUAUUCAAGAAGCUCAAAAUAGCCAGAGUGGAGUUUGGAGUAACGUGUCUGAAAUGGCCUUGUUCUACCCAACGACCAAUACGCACGGAACCUUCGGUGCUUCAACGGAAUCACCGCGAUGGUGUGAUGCCUUCGGUCCUUUUGAACUCCCGUGCGGGCCGGAUUCGCGGACAGGAGUGGGCCCUUUCCUCAUGAAAGUCAAACGGCGAAACAAGAUCAAGAAUAACACCGUCAUGCUCAUUUGCGAAUUUGAACGGCGUGAAGGAGGAUGUCCAGCUUACGCCUAUGUGACACAGAAAGGCCAGCUCUUAGGCAGACGUGGUUUACACAAUCAUUCGCCUCUACGCGACUACCCGCAAUGCGCUCCAGGCAGCCUCAGUGGAUUGGCGUCAAUUCCAGCCCCACCCACGUUUGCCGAGGCGUCGGCGCUUCUCCGUGAUCCGCGGCGCCGCAAACAGUGGUUUCGGCAACAACCUGCCGCUCCGGCACCUUCCACGAGUAUACCAAUUCCAGAUCCUGAGACGGGUGCAAUGAUUGAGACUGAAAUUACGGCAGCAAACGUGCUCGAAAUAAGUCGAUACGCGGAAAAGAGAGAAACCAUCAAUGGCGAAAUUCGUUUGGCAUGUCCGGUACCAGGAUGUACGCACGUCUCGAAGAAAGGCGGUAUAUACAAACAUCUCCGAAUGCUGCAUAUGAACCUUCCGGAUCGAGGUUCCGGCGAUCUUUCAUUCUGUGAUGAAAAGCUUUGCCCUCUAUGUAAACAGGAUAAGGUUACUCAUGAGGAUCUCAUUCGUCAUAUCGUACACGAUCAUGAUACCCGCCUCGAAUGCACCGAGCAUGAGUUCGAAUCGGAAGAUGAUUUUAAGAAGUGGAAAGAACGCACGGAACAGGAAGAAAUGUCAUCAUUUGCGUUACGCAGCGGAAAAAAUCGAGCUCCUCUGGGCACUUAUAUUUGUUGCCGUGCUGGUCGUAAGCAUCGAAGAUCGCCACUGAGCCGCUUGCUGGGAUUUGAGUGUCCUGCUUCAAUGGUGGUUGAGCGUCGAAAUAAUCGCCUCUAUGUGUGGUUCUGGCGAACGCAUAUCGGCCACCGGCCGGCCGUUGUGGAUGUCACUUUAAGUUCCAAGGACCGCGUAUGGGUGAAGGAGUGCAUCUUGAACAAAAUGAACAACCGAGACAUUAUACUGCAGGGCAUGAGCGGUUACCUAGGUGGCAAUCCAAGAAGAGUCCACCUUUUGGAUAGUCAAGAUAUCGAAAACAUUGUAAGGCAUUUCGACCUUAAAGAACUACGAGGCGAUAUCAAAAGCAAACACUUCAAAAAUGAAGACUUGCGGAAAGUGAGAUUGGCCCGUUACAUUAAGCGAACCAUGGGCAAUGACAAGCCAAUGGAGGCCGCUCUGAACAGAGCUUACCACAACGAAUCACAGCCCAAACGUUCAAUGGUCCAAGAUCAUCUGACGGGAUUUCACACGGUAACCGGUGAAGAUGAGAGCGAUCGCGGAAUCGUUUUUCCCCGCCGCUCUGGACACCGCGAGUGUGAUCAUAUUUGUGAUUUUUGCAACGUCUGUGUGCACAGGUACGGGUGCACGUGCUCAGCAUUCAUGUGUGAUGGAUUAAUGUGCGACCAUAUCCAUACAGUGGCUAUGUUGGCUGGCGUACCCGGAGAUGAAUGGUUGGAUCCAAUGUUAUGUAGGGAGACAUUCGGUCUAGACGAGGCUUUAAUAAGACUAGCUAGGAUGAAUUAUAAAGAACGACUCGAAAAAAUGGUGCCGCUUCUUGAUGAAUUCGUUGCGCUCGUUAGGGGGGACCAGCAUCAGAUGGAUUUGGACAAGCUUCAAGAACUUUUGGAUUCCGGCAUUGCGAUGGUAAAAGCAUGCCCUAAGCCACCUCUAACAUUGGACGACGAAGCGCCUGCAGAUGCCCUCGCCACAUAUAAAGAGCCUGAUUUGUUCGAUUUCGCGGACGACGAAUUAACGCUGCCGGCACCAAAAUCGACUAGUUUAACUUUGAAGGUUCGUCCUAGCGGGACCCGUACAGCUCUUAUUGCACCUUUGGCAGGACCAUCAACAGCGUCAAGUAUAAAACCCGAUACGAAAUUGGCUCGCGUAGCUGGAGUAGCCUUGUCCACAACUUCUGUUCAGGGAGUCACUCGACCAUUGGCUAAUAUUCCACGCGCGGUUGGUCCCACCAAAGCUGGUGCGGGUGCCGGCUGUGAGCUUGUACGGCCAACAUACUCGCGACGCGCCAACAGGCUUGGCUCUGCCGUACGAAUGACAAGAAUAUCCGGUUCUGUUGCUAACACUAAUGACAACUCAAAGCCGACUAUGGCGGCGUCAAAAAUCAUCUGUUCACCUGUCGCAGCAACAACUCGACCCGUUGGAGUCCGUAUGAUACGACUGCCUUCUCCGCGAGCACCGGCUGUGACAUCCUUAUCGACAAGAACAGCUCCAACAUUAGCAACUUCACGCCUGUCAUCUAUCGCAACAACUGGUACCGGAGGACCAAUAAUAGUGCCUACUCGUUUAGUAGUUCCCUUACCCCAGCUUCUUGCUGCUGGUCUAAGGCCGGGGUCGGUAGCCAUUGUUCGAAAAGGCCUGCCAUCACCAGGGGCUGUCCUGGUAAGGGGUCCGUCAGCACCAAUCUUGAUAAAGGCCACACGGCUACCCCUUAGUGAAACGCCUUCUACAGCGAUUGUGCCGGCCAUAAAUAAGGCCGAGCCUGCUACUAGAACAAAUGAGCAAUUAACAGAGAACUUGACGGUCACAACAAGAACUGAGUCAACUUUAAGAACACUUGCAGAUCGAGUCAAUGAAGAGGAAUUAGAUAAAGAUCAUGCGUUUGUGAAAUCUGAAGAAAAAGAUGGCCUUAAAAAUAACACCCUUCAGGAAAUUUCGUCUACAUCCAGUUUCAACCAUUCCGAUGCAAUAUCUAUUGGAAGGUCUGUACAUACGCCAAGCGCGACACAGUUCGAGUAUGCUGCCAUUAAACGAGAGGGUAGUCCUAUCCAUAUGGGGUUACCAGAUAAGAAAGCCAGACUCGAAAUGUCGAAAAUUGUCAAUCUGAAUUUUGGCGAUGGCCAAACAUCGAGUAUGUCUUGGGAUGAUAUAGGUGAGAAUUGUUCAACUGUCGGAAAUUUUUUAGGUACUACAGAUCAGUCAACAACGGAUUCAGUAAUCAGUUCAAGCCAAACUGUGUCUGCUAGAGAGGAUUCGAGGGUCAAUCACUGCCCCGACCACCAAUCACAGCAAUCGCUGCUAUCGCAAGAGUCUGAAUCACCAUCUGAACAAAUACCUCAUAUGAAACUUAAUACUGCCAAAGUUACAAACACAUGCGACUCUUCAGUUAGACAUGCUGAACUCCCAGAAGUAUUCUAUCAAGAUCCUUCUCCGAAUAGUUGUAAUAACAGUAGAAAUUCGUUUACAAGUACUUCAGGUCAAAACGUCUCCACAAAGUUAGUUAGCAACGGAAUACAGCCGUGGUCUGAAGCUCUUAGUUCAGCAUCUGUUGGCGUUUGGAAUAACCGAGAACAACCAGUUAGUCAGAAUGUCUUAAAUGUGCAGGGCCCGUGGCCCGAAGACUCAUGCUAAUACACUUUAAGUCAAAAUUACUAUUGGGACGGAAACAGCAUCAAUAUCAUGCAGUCGGCAGAUAACCUUCGCUCAAAUAUGGAAGGGCUAGGGAUGUCUGAAACAAGAGUACAGUCAAUCGAAUUGUUCGAUUCACAACAUUGAAUGAUCAGUCUAAGUACAAUUGUAGCAAAAUCUCUCCCUUAUGAACGCUUUUAAAAGUACUAGACGAACUGAACCUGCUCAUUCGUUCCUCGACGAUUAAGGGCUGAACCCGCGAGCACAGAUAUAAACAAAUGAUUAAUAUGAUCUUGGAGUUUUAACAAAUUGUAUGCGGAAGAUACAGCGACUUUGAAUCUGUGGCUAUGGUCCACGUCACCCGCCUUUCUGCCGUCACCCGCGGUAGCUGUGCCAUUCCUACCAUAUGAUUUAAAACUAUAAAAUAUUUUAAAACUGAUUACGAAAAGCACAGGUAUUCAAAAAAGGAAUUUAGUAGGAAUGGCACCACUUGGCCAUUAAAUGAAAGUUUUCCAACGUCGCUUCUUAAUGGAUCAUGUGUACUGUACUUGUUUCAAUGCUAGCUCGACUUAUCUUCUCACACAGCUGUUUACAAGUGACCUGACGGCGAAUGCGAAUCCGUGUGUUAUAUAUUUUUAAACUGUAAAAGAUACACCGGUAUGUGCCUUAAAAACGUUGAUCCUUAGCAAAAUAAUGAGGGCGCUUUGAUGGAUACCCAUUCUUAUGUUGCUAAUUGAGUCCUCUCAAUGCACAGAAGAUCAGUUUUUUCGCUCCCGAAAACUACCAUUUAUUUUACAAUGUAUAUGUAAGCCUCUUUGUUACGCUUCUCUAGUCUACUGAGUGUAAAACUCACAGUUUGGAAUGUUUUCGAAGUAUAUUAAUAGGUUAUAAACACUAGAGGUGCUAUUUUUGAAAUGGCACAACAUCAAGUCCACACACACAAACACAGACACACAAGCCUCGUUUCGAAAAAUACGCCGUUACGAUACAGAUAUCUACGCACAUGAUUCACAUCUAAAUAUGAAGCUAUACAUAACAUUAACCAGAACUGCCAGUGUAAAUAUGGAAACCUUUUUUGAAAAAAAUGUGACCGUGGCUAUUACUUAUUAAAACGGACUUACAGUUGUCUGGGGCAAUAAGAUAACUUGUUAUUACUCUACUUAGAACUCUAAUGUAUCAAAAUAUGCAAUAGUUAUACCUAUAUCCAAUAAAAUAUACAACGGUUAUCACUAAGUUGUUAGAGCUGCAUAAAUGGAAACGAAUUUGGCAAACGUGUGGUGACCAACAAAAGAAGGUAUAUAUUACUUUA